AUGCAUCAAGGACGCUAUUCCUCAUCGGCAUUACUAUUGCUCUUUGCUUCCAUUAUAGUUGGAUUUGUUGUACCUCCUGUAGUUGCUGCCCAAAUUCACCUAUUCAAAUCGAAAGAGGAAGCCCUGGCCUACUGUAACAACCCUAAAUCGAUGAUCGAAGGUGAAAACUCUCAACAGGCCAAUUACGCCUAUGGUGUAGUGUAUCCAGAUCAACAAGGCAACGAUGUUUUCUACAAUUGUGGCGAUAAAAACGAGUAUCCAACCGGCGUUAAUAGGUCCAAAAAAGAUUGUAAAAAGGCCUCGAUUAAAUACAAGGAUACGCCGGAGCCAGCCUUACGUUAUGAAUGCAUUUGGAGUGGUAGAUGGGUCCUUGUACAAUGCAACCCAGGAGAUGGUCGUCCACCUUGUAUACCUCUAGAGCUUAAGGACUAUGUACAGAGCCAUCCAGAGCUUCUUCGUGCUUUGCUAAAGCAACAAGCAUUCAGCUCUGAUGAUGUUAUGCAUAAAUUCCAGGAGGUUGAAGAUUCUUAUUCCAAGGCGGAUAAAAAGCUGCACGAGAUCUUACGUGGUGCAUUAUCCUAUUACCAUCACUCCAAACAGAAAUUGGUGGAUGGAAUUAGCAGCUUUUUCGGUACCCAAACCAAUUAA
This is a messenger RNA of Lichtheimia ornata, 648 nucleotides long. RefSeq lists its product as uncharacterized. The record is from RefSeq and is a predicted model, not a curated record. The transcript has a single exon. NCBI's taxonomy places the organism in Eukaryota, Fungi, Mucoromycota, Mucoromycetes, Mucorales, Lichtheimiaceae. The coding region runs from base 1 to 648 and encodes 215 amino acids.